AUCACCGAGAGGAAGCGGCGCAGGAGAGGGCUUGUACCCGGCCUGCUUAACUUAGGAAACACCUGCUUCAUGAACUCUCUGCUGCAAGGCUUAUCUUCCUGUCCCUCUUUCAUCAAGUGGCUGGAGGAAUUUACAGCACAAUACAAGACAGACCAGAACGAGUCCACUGGGCGUCAAUACUUGUCACUUACUUUGCUGCAUCUCCUAAGAGCUUUAUCCUGCCAAGAGGUAACAGAAGAUGAUGUCCUGGAUGCAAGCUGCCUGUUAGAAGUUUUAAGGAUGUACAGGUGGCAGAUCUCAUCAUUUGAGGAGCAGGAUGCUCAUGAACUAUUUCAUGUCCUUACCUCCUCGUUAGAAGAUGAACGAGAUCGUCAGCCACGUGUGACACAUUUGUUCGAUAUGCAUUCGCUGGAGCAGUCAGAAAUAACCCAAAAGCAAAUAAGCUGCAGAACAAGAGGGUCUCUUCCCCCUGUGUCAAACCACUGGAAAUCUCAGCAUCCUUUUCACGGAAGGCUGACCAGCAACAUGGUUUGCAAACACUGUGAACACCAGAGUCCUGUCAGGUAUGAUACCUUUGACAGUCUCUCACUGAGUAUUCCAGCAGCUCUGUGGGGUCGUCCUAUGACGCUGGACCACUGCCUCCAUCAUUUCAUCUCCUCUGAAUCUGUAAAGGAUGUUGUGUGUGACAACUGCACUAAAAUUCAGGCAGAAGGGACUCUGAAUGGACAGAGCAUAGAAAACCAGAAAACAACAUUUGUUAAGCAAUUAAAGUUAGGAAAGCUCCCGCAGUGUUUGUGCAUCCAUCUGCAAAGACUGAGCUGGUCAAACCAAGGCACUCCUCUGAAACGUCAUGAACAUGUACAGUUCAAUGAGUUCCUGAUCAUGGACAUCUACAAAUACCGCAUUCCUGUUCAUAAAUCAAGCCAGAAUGAGCUGAAUCAGAAAAACUCUGAAGAGACAACACCUGGAACAAAGGAUGGGAUAGCAGUAAAACCUUCAGAUGCGGAACAGCCAUCUGGUACUAAACCUCUCUUUAUGAAUGGUGCCUGCUCCUCUUCAUUUUUAAUGUCCGCGGGAACUUUUCCACUUGCUGCAUUCCCUGAAUGCAGUUCCCCUGUAUACCUUUACCGUCUGAUGGCAGUUGUAGUUCAUCAUGGAGACAUGCAUUCUGGACACUUUGUGACUUACCGCCGCUCUCCACCUUCUCCUAAGAACCCACUCUCUGUCAGCAGUCAGUGGCUAUGGAUUUCAGAUGACACCGUUCGCAAAGCUAGUUUGCAGGAAGUCCUUUCUUCUAGUGCUUACUUGCUUUUUUAUGAGCGUGUUCACUCAAGGGUACAGCACCAAAGCUUGGAGUUGAGGGCUGAAGAGUGA
Messenger RNA from Fulmarus glacialis (Northern fulmar), 1374 nucleotides. It is a transcript of the gene USP30, whose product is annotated as ubiquitin specific peptidase 30. Gene Ontology annotation, molecular function: cysteine-type endopeptidase activity; cysteine-type deubiquitinase activity. The annotation marks the transcript as partial. NCBI's taxonomy places the organism in Eukaryota, Metazoa, Chordata, Aves, Procellariiformes, Procellariidae. The transcript has 12 exons. Gene Ontology annotation, biological process: protein deubiquitination. The record is from RefSeq and is a predicted model, not a curated record. Gene Ontology annotation, cellular component: nucleus; cytosol.